CUGUUGAACCGAAUUCUCGCGAUAGUUCCAAACACAUGGCUGCCUACUUGUGUUUACAACUUCUCGACGAGCUGGUGAACAGCACAGAAGUUCCCUGCAAAGAAAACGUCGACUAGUUUUUCUUGGCUUUUUGUUUUCUUCGUGCCUGUGUUAACAUUUGAAGCCGCAGAGAGGAAAACGGCCACGAAGCUCAGCGUCAACAGUAAGGAGAGCUACAGCAGGUGGGUGAUGUCCUCAAACCCCGACCGACUCAGCCAUCCACACUGCAGGAGGAAGCACUAUCCCAGUAGUACCUACCUCACCCACGUCUGACAGCCACCUGCAGGACUCAGGGCCUUAAAACACCGGAAGAAGGACUGAUAAAGCCAUGUCCGACUCAGCUGGAGGGGGAGAGAGUGGAGGUGUGGCCACUGCGGGGCAGGACUCUGAGGCAGACGGCGAGCCCCCUCAACAGGCCCCACCUUUACUCUGUCAGGUAGAACAGGAGACCCCGGAGGAUGGGCUUCCUGCCAAGCGGUCCAGGAUGAGUGAAGAAGAGCAGGGACUUUAUGACGUCCAUGAUGGAAUAACAACAGAGUCUGGCUCCGCACAGGAAAACAAAAGCACAUCUCCACAAAAAACGAGGGAGCUACAACAACCUGAGGGGGAAGAGCAGAGAGAGGAAGAGCUAACAGUCCGUGGAGAUGUAGAAGAAUGCCAUCAGAAUGGAGAUGGAGGACCUGAUGUUCCAGAAGGAGAAGAUAUUAGACGAAAGGAAGAGCACGAUGGUGACGAUGCUGCAGAAAGCCCCACACCAGGACAACACCUUGACUUGGAUUUUACCCAGAACCCCUCGAUGCUGACUGGUUCCUGGACUGAGUACUCCAGCUUUCCAGAGAAUUAUCUGAAAGGCUGCAAAUGGGCUCCUGAUGGUUCCUGCAUCCUGACCAACAGUGCCGACAACAUCCUCCGUGUGUACAACCUCCCUCCAGAGAUUUACAGCUACAGCUGGGACUUGAUCCCAGAGAUGAGUCCCGUGCUCCGGAUGGCUGAAGGAGACACGGUUUACGACUACUGCUGGUUCCCAAAGAUGAACUCGUUGGAGCCAGACACAUGUUUUCUGGCCAGCAGCAGCCGUGACAACCCAGUGCACGUGUGGGAUGCGUUUUACGGCAAAGUGCGAGCCAGCUUCCGACCCUACAACCACUUGGACGAGCUGACGGCGGCCCACUCGCUCUGCUUCUCGCCAGACGGGGAGCAGCUGUACUGCGGCUUUGAAAAAAUGGUCCGAGUCUUCUGCACGGAGCGUCCGGGCAGAGACUGCGAGGAACGCCCCACUGUGGUGAAGAAACAAGGCCAGAGCGGCAUCAUCUCCUGCUUCGCCUUCAGCCCGUGCCAGUCGGUUUACGCCUGCGGCUCGUACUCCCGUUGCGCCGGCCUCUAUUCCUGUCAGGACGGCACCCUGCUGGCCCUGCUGCCCACCCGCCACCACGGAGGCCUCACCCAUCUGCUCUUCUCCCCUGAUGGCAACUACCUGUACACCGGCGGGCGCAAGGAUCCAGAAAUCUUGUGCUGGGACCUGAGGGACCCGGGGAAAGUUGUGUUUUCUCUCAAGAGGAAUGUGGCCACUAACCAGCGCAUCUACUUCGACCUGGACCAAUCAGGCAGGUACCUGCUGAGCGGAGACACAGAGGGAGUCGUGUCUGUCUGGGACACUCAGACAGCGCCUCCUGAUGGAAACGAGGAGCUCCUGCAGCCACAGAUCCGCAUCCAGGCCCACUGGGAUUGCACCAACGGCAUCAGCGUUCAUCCCUUUAUGCCGAUUCUGGCCACAUCCAGCGGACAGCGGCAGUUCCCCUGGCCCACCGACAGCGAGGGCGACUCUGCCUCCGACACCGAAGGAGGAGGAGGGGGGGGAGUAGUAACGCUGCAGCAGGAGAUCCGGCAGGACAAUGCUCUGACACUGUGGUGGGCCGGACCACUGAGCCCAAUUGCUGAGGAGAGCCAAGACCAGAACGCAGCAGCCGUGGAAGCCUCGAGCGUCCCAUUAGUUUAACCAGAGCACACAGAUGGUGCUGCACCUUUGAUAUCUUUAGUUUUUCUUAAAGGAAACAGAAAUAUCAGUUACUCAGUGUUUUAGUUCUGCUGUCGAGCACAAGAUACAUUUCUAGCUGCCGGUUUACAGCGCAAAUAAACAGAGUCCCGUAUUAUUUUUUAAUUUAAGCAGUAGUUACAGAGACACUGAUUCAGUGAGGAAACAGGGUUCCUACACAUUUUUCAGGAUGGAUGGAUGGAAGAAUGUGUGAUGUACAGAUGGAUGAACAGACAAAUAGUUUUCCAUUCUUUUCAAUCCUUUUGUCAGACCUGGAAAAUAAAUGUCCUGACUUUGCCAGACUACUUUGGAACCCUAAAUUCAACAUAUCCAGCCUGAUUUGGCUCCAUAAAUGACAGGCCUUCAGCGUUUUAUCUGGCUGGAUUAGAACCCAGUACAUGACAAUUUAACUAGUUCAUUCCAGAUCAAAUCUAACUUUAAGUGAAAAUCGGUUUACUUUGGUUAUUUUAAUUCACUAAUCUGCUGCUUGAAUUGCUUGAAUUCUCAGUGAAAGCUUGUGUCUGUGUUCGGUGUGUAUUUGUGUGUGUCCUUUGACCGGAGCUGUAACCGUGGGAGUAUUUCUGUGUGUUUGUGUCCAACGCUGCCCUGGAGAUCGCUCUCUGCUACAGUAACAAUAAGUGCCAUUUGUUUCCCUGAGCUUUGCUUUUAUAAACCAGGAGUCUCCUGUUUUUCUUACCGUGUCCUUUGUAAAGCAGCCAGUGUACCGAGCUGUGUCGCAGUGCAUGCCCACAGAUGUAUAUUUUUGUAACGCCGUCCUGAUUCUCUGAAUGUCCCGUCUGCGAGCAGCCAGAUUAACUCUGUUACGCUCUGUGAAAGUCUUUAAUAAGUGGGUGCAGCCGCUAAUCGAGUAUGCGUUAUUUUUGUCUACUGUUUGUACGUGUGCGUGGUGACUGAGAAACACAAAACUCAUCAUUUUUAAAUAUGUCUCCUUGCUGCAAGGCAUCUGUGCAGGUUUAUCUAUCCAACAUAUGCCUUUUUAUAAUUAGACACAUAGAAAUUAAUCAGUUUUUAACGCCUCUGCACUUGUACAUGUUGCCAAGCAUUAUUAUUUCCACUCGGUGAUAAUACACCAAUGUAUUCUCUACUAAGGGUCACUCAGAACCAUGCGGGGCUUGAAGAUGCCAAACAAGUCUCUGGAUAGAUGUCUGAAGUGGCUUUCUGAUGCUUUAAUCCAAGCUGAAGUGAAUUAAACUCAUAUCUAUCAUAUGA
Molecule: messenger RNA, 3301 nt
Organism: Girardinichthys multiradiatus
Lineage: Eukaryota; Metazoa; Chordata; Actinopteri; Cyprinodontiformes; Goodeidae
Gene: wrap53
Product: WD repeat containing, antisense to TP53
Exons: 11
Coding region: 368-2035 (555 amino acids)
Biological process (GO): Cajal body organization
Cellular component (GO): Cajal body
Molecular function (GO): RNA binding; protein binding
Source: RefSeq, a predicted model, not a curated record